AAUGAAAUAUUUAAACUAAAUUUUAGGAGGUGGUAAAAACUACACACUGGCCAAUUAUAAUAUGUCCUCUCGCUGCCAUUUUUCGUCAGCGAAUCGAUAAUAAUCACAAUGUCGUUAUCGCAUACCAUCGUGGAUAUCUUAAUAGUAUAAAAAAUUUGAUCCGUUCGUGAUUUUUAUGCGAUUUAGAUGUACUGCCGGUCCUUGCACGUGGCUCUGCAGUUCUUCAUGGUGGCCAACUACAUGUGGAUGUUCUGCGAGGGACUGCACUUGCACAUGGCUCUGGUUGUGGUGUUCGUCAACGACGUGAACGCGAUGCGCUGGUUCUACGCCAUCGGCUGGGGCGUACCUGUCGCGCUCACCGUCCUGUACGUGUCCUGGAGGAGCAAUUCCGAGGACACCGCACAGUGUUGGAUGCACGAGAGCCACUGCCAGUGGGUGCUGACCGUGCCGGUUUUCGCAUCCAUACUGACCAGCCUGAUGUUCCUGAUGAACGUCAUGCGGGUGCUGCUCACCAAACUGCAUCGGAACUCGACAAACCCGGCGCCCAUCGGAGUCCGGAAGGCGGUCAGGGCCGCGCUGAUCCUGGUGCCCCUGUUCGGCAUCCACUACAUCCUCAUACCGUACCGGCCCAAGCACAAGACCACCGUGGAAACGGUUUAUCAGAUAUUUUCCGUAGUGCUGGUGUCGACCCAGGGCCUUUGCGUGUCAGUGUUGUUCUGUUUCGCCAACGUGGACGUGCACGGAGCUUUUCACAAGUACAUUCGAAGGAUCAAGAGACGUGGCACCACGCACACCAACGUCACGGGCACUACGCAACCGGUCCAGUCGCAGAUAAGAGACGCGGUCGUCUGAACAGCGUCGGGAAAAUUUUAUAUCAUGAUAU
Acyrthosiphon pisum (pea aphid) is the source of this 883-nucleotide messenger RNA. RefSeq names its product calcitonin receptor-like. The record is from RefSeq and is a predicted model, not a curated record. Gene Ontology annotation, cellular component: plasma membrane. Bases 187 to 852 code for a protein of 221 amino acids. Gene Ontology annotation, molecular function: G protein-coupled peptide receptor activity. Gene Ontology annotation, biological process: adenylate cyclase-modulating G protein-coupled receptor signaling pathway; cell surface receptor signaling pathway. NCBI's taxonomy places the organism in Eukaryota, Metazoa, Arthropoda, Insecta, Hemiptera, Aphididae. The transcript is spliced from 3 exons.